This is a messenger RNA of Prinia subflava (tawny-flanked prinia), 4157 nucleotides long. RefSeq names its product treacle ribosome biogenesis factor 1 (gene TCOF1). The record is from RefSeq and is a predicted model, not a curated record. Gene Ontology annotation, molecular function: RNA binding; scaffold protein binding. Gene Ontology annotation, biological process: nucleolar large rRNA transcription by RNA polymerase I. Gene Ontology annotation, cellular component: nucleolus. The transcript has 17 exons. NCBI's taxonomy places the organism in Eukaryota, Metazoa, Chordata, Aves, Passeriformes, Cisticolidae. Bases 27 to 3161 code for a protein of 1044 amino acids.
UCUCGGCGCGGCACGCGGGCCGCGCCAUGGCCGCCGACGGCGGCGGCGGGCGGGAGCUGCUCGCCCUCAUCCACCAGCACCUGCUCCGCGGCGGCUUCGCGCGGGCCGCCCGGGAGCUGCAGGCGCAGAGCGGGCAGAAAUUGCUCCCUUCCCUCUCGACCUCUCUCGAGGACAUCUUUACUCACUGGGAAAAAACUCCACCAAAUUCCAAGAGAAGAAACGUGAGUGAUGAGGAGGCAGCCAUCCCAGAAAAGAUCAGAGUUCCUGAUCCCGUGAGCAGCUCUGAGAGCUCAGAGAAAGAAGAGGAUGAGAAAGAGAAGGCAAAAGCUGCAAAUGCAGCAGCCAGCCUUUCUCUGCCCACGAACUUGGUAGUGAAUCUAGAAAGCAGUGAGGAAGAUGAGUCCUCGUCGGAAGAGGAGGCUGUGGCGGGGAAAGGUGCAGUGACGGUGACAGCAGCUGUGGUGGGUGGCAAAGCUGCCAACUCCCUGCAUUCUCCUCCCAAGCCCGCUGCCCCAGCAGGCAGAGCAGUGGGGCUCCCUGCUGCUGGCAGAACUGUGCUCUCUAACAAGCAGCAGCCCAAUGUCCCGGCUGCAGCUCCAGCCCCAGCCAAGGCCCAGAAACUGCCCGGUCCUGGGAAGCCUGGACAUGCCACAGCAGCUGUGGCCAAAGUAGGGCAAAGCAAAGCACCAGUAACGACCAAAGCUCCGGAAAGUUCCAGCAGCAGCAGCAGCUCCUCAUCCGAGAGCGAGGAGGAAGAGGAGACGCCGACUGCGAAGGCCCCAGCCCCCAAAGCGGAGCCGGUAGCUGGGGCUGAGAGCAGCAGUGAGGAAUCAAGUGAGGACACAUCCUCUGAGGAGGAGCUGGCAACUCCAGCCAUCCAGGCCAAGCCAGCUGUGAAAACAGUGCAGUCUAACACAGCACCUGUGAAAAGUGCACCUGCUGCUCCAGUGUCUCUUAAGAAUGCAGUGAAGCAAACAGCAGUGGCAGCAAGCGAGGCCAAACCUGCAUCAACAACGGUUCCUGGGGCUGCACAGCCCAAUGACACAUCAGAGAGCUGCAGCUCGUCGGACAGUGAAGAUGAGGAACAUCCAUUAAUGACCCAAACAAAGCCACCUCCAAAACCCUCCCAGGCCGUCCCAUCCCCAGUGAAACCUACACCAGCAGGAUCACUCUCUGUCAAAGCAGCUCCAGCAAAAACACUUCCAUUGUCCCAAGGGAAGACAGCACCAAAACCAACAGUGCCAAAGCAGGCUAAAAGCUCACUGGGAAGGACUGCUGCUCCCACGAAGCCUGCUGAAAGUAUAAAGCCAGUGGAGAGCACUGCCUCGUCAGCCAGUGAAGAGGAGGAUCCCCCUGUGCCCAUCAGCCAGAAGAGGUUAUCAGACCAGCCCAGGCCUAUUCCCAACCUGAGCCAGGCUGCUAAAGCUGGGCAGCCUGAAAAAGCAGUGGUAAGCACCUUGAAAAGCCAGGUUUCAGAAAGCGGGAGCAGUGACUCGUCUGACAGCGAAGAGGAGUCUCCUGCAGCACAGAGACAGCCUCCACAAACUGUGAAAACCAAUUCUGUGCCCCAACCAACAAACGUGAAAAAGGCACCGGCUUCGGCACCAGCCACAGCCCCUGCAGCUGUGGACAGCAGUGAUGAUUCCAGUGAGGAGUCAGAUUCAGAGGAUGAAAUAAUCCCCCCUUCCCAGAGUCUGCCCCAGCAGAACGUCCAAGUAACUGCAGUUUCGAGCAUGGUGGCUGCCAAGGCAAAUGCCACCCUGCCUUCAGGGAAGAGGACAAAAACUCCUGCUGUCCCUGCAGUGAGCAGAGUGUCUGAGAGCUUGAGCAGUGAUGCCUCAGAUUACAACGUGCUGGCAGGGAAGGUCCCCGCUGCUUCUAGCCAAAAGCAAAUGGUUCCUGUGGGAAAAGCUCCUCCUGCCAACACUGCCACCCCAGGAAGUUCCUCUGCCAAGGCAAGGAAGCCAGUCCUGCAGCCAAGACAGGACACCCACCCAAGCCCGGCCAUGCCACCCACCCAUGCAGAGGACACCUCAGAGAGCAGCAGUUCCUCCGACAGUGACGAGGAGGAGGCACCCAAGCAGCCUUCCAAACCUGGCUCCCUACAGAAACCAGGAGUGACCCAGCCUUCCCACAACUCCUCCUCGGAGUCCAGUGAGGAGGAGGAGGAUGCAGCAUCGCAGUCCCUCCUCACAGGCUACCCAGUCCUCUCCAAGACCCCAGUAACACCCCAGGCACCAAAGACGGUUCCCCCCCAGCCUGGAGGUGAGGUGGGGCCAGGGAGGGCAGCUGGGAGUGCUGCAAACUCCCUCGCCAAGGGCUCCCUGAAGGCAGCCCCGGCCGACAGCUUGAGCAGCGACAGCAGUGACUCCGACACAGAUGACAACCAGGUGGCUGCAAACCACAAAGCAGAAAACAACCCCCCUUCAGGACAGGAAGCUGCAGAAGCCUCCAACAAAGAGAAGGUGGCAGGAAAAACAGAGCCAGGUCAUGCCAGCCUCAAAGCUUCCUCACUGAAGAAAACCCUGGCAAUGAAAGAGAACAAUGUUGGUGCAACAGGGGUGCAAGUGACCUCAGCAUCGUCACACGCCCUGGUCUUCGUCCCACAGUCACAGCAGCCAAGCUCAGGGAGUGACACUGAGGUCGCCACUGCUGCCAGUGGCCCUGCAGUGCAGACAGUGGAGGGGUUGGAAGUGAAGAAGAAGAAGAAGAAAAAAAAGGAGAAAAAGGAGAAAAAAGAAAAGGAGAAAAAGAAACCAUCCUCCACAGCAGACAAGGCUGUGAAAACACCCAAGAGCAAAGACAAAGAGAACAAGAAGCAGAAAACGUCUCAGAAGCGGAAGCUGACAGGAGAGGAUGGGGCUGUGGGGCAGCCCAAGGAGAAGAAACGGAAAAGGCAAGCUAAUGAAGAAGUACCCAAAAAGAAAAAGAAGAAAGCAGAUGGUGACCUGGAGAAGGUGACAGGCAGCAAGGAAAAGAAAACAACUAAAAAAAAGAAGACUGAAAAAGAAAAAAAGAAGACUGAAAAAGAAAAGAAGACUGAAAAAGAAAAGAAGAAGAGCAAAAAGGCAUCUUUGGAAGAGGCGCCUGUAGCAGAUGGCCCUGCUGAGGUUCACAAGAAGAAGAAGAAGAAGAAAGGAGCUGAGCCUGAAGGAUUGUGAGAAGGUACAUGGCCUGUGGGGACUGGCCAUUGGUACCCUGAGCGGCGUAACCUUGGCCACAUCCAGAACUGCUGGGCCAGUUUUGGGAUGCCAGUGUGCCCUCUAAGAGCUCACUGAGCCAGGCUGGCCUGGGAUCAGAGGGCCAGGGAGUGGCGCAGUGUGAGGAAUGUCGUGCAGCCCUGUGCUGGCUUCUCUGGAUGUGUCUGACCUCAACUCUUUAGCUGCUGAGCACCGGAUGUCCAGCCUGGGUGUUGCUGACCUCUGUCACCAGCAGAGCUGAGCGGCCUCUGGCAAUGUCUGUCUGUCCCUGCUGACCACAGGGAGCUUGGAAGAGUGAUGGGGAUUAGAUGGUGAUGUUGUGGCCACCUGGAAGAGGACCAGAUGCCUCUGCCCAUGCUCUGCUCAGCUGUAAGGCUGUUCUCCUCCUCCCCAUCCCUAACUUUUAACUCCUCUCCCCAAAGGUACCGCAUUCCUGUGAUUAAAGAUUUAUGGGUGAAGAUCAAACAGAAGAGAGGAAAAGGAAGCUCACCUGAAGAAUUCCAACUUGUUUUUAAACAAUAAUUUAUAAGUUCCUUAAACUGUGAGUUUUAGAGCAGAGCUGUGUAACUUUCUGCCUCCUCCUGCCCUGCCGAGGCCCAGAGAUGUUUUUGUACUCCCUCCAGAUGGAGUGGAACUGGAGGAGGCAGUUUGACCAGAGCAGAGCAUAAACUGCUUUUCCUUUUGUUGAUACCCAGCCAUCCCUUUCACUUACCACAGAGCUAUAUUUUUGAGAAGAACUUUUACCUUUUUUCUCCUCCUCCUGUGACUUGUGGUGUCAGUCCUUUUGCUACUACAAAGAAAGGUCUCGGGUUUCCUUUUUAUUCUAACACUGACAGUGGUGAUUAUCAUGUCCCUGGAGUUGCACUGAACUGUUGUGUCCAGCAGCUGCUCUCAGCCAAGGCAGAGUCAGUUUUUGUGUUGUUUUUUUAUGAAAUACAAAAUAAAAAACAACAGACA